UCUUCCUUAGAAAAUGUCCAAGUCCUGGUUUUGCAACUCUCCCAGCCGCUGUUAGCAUGAGAAUGGGGAGCUUAGAGGGACCGGCGCUUGGAAAGCCAGUUCGUUGUAGGAACACGCACACUGUGUGACCGAGUCAGAGAAAGGAGUUUAAAUCGCAGAGAGGGAAUCGAGAAAAUCUACACAGCAGUGACUCGCUCCGAAAAAAAAAGAAAAACUCUCCUGUCUUUUAUACCAGGAAUACAUUUUAGGAAGGUAGCAGAUUUCUAAAUCUGCAGAAUACAGGAAUACACAGCGGCACAGCGAUCUGCAAUUUAACAUGAUCUCCCCGUGCGCUUUCCCUUCCUAAUCAUCCAUGGCGACAGCACAGACCUUGCCCCUGACCAGCGAAUCCAGCACCCACUUCAGUGACCUCUACCCCCUCCCCUCCCAGCGCGGCCAGUACAGGAGCACCAUGGGAAGUGUGGGCAGCCUGAUCGAGAAGCCAAACCUGUCCUCAGAGCCCCUGCACAGCAGCAGGGCCGUGCCCCAGGCGGGACCCAGGCAGCCCGACGGCCUGCUCAAGAAGGGCCUCGCCCAGAGGGAGCUGCUCAACUAUCUCAACAUCACCAAGAAGGAGCCCAAACCAGGCAAGAGGACCGUCUCCUCCAUCAAGAGGGAGCACGGCUCCGAGGAAGGAGAGAACCUCUACAGCAAGAUGCAUCACAAGCACGGCAAGGAGAUUGACCUGACCAAGAACUCCCUGCCGCUGGAAAAGUCCCGGUGUCGACCCUCUGCGUUCAAACCAGUCACCCCCAAGAACUUCAGCUCAAUGCAGAACCUGUACCCCUCCAGACACGAGGACCCAGAGAAGGGGCUCCCCAACGGGCUUCAUCACAUCUCCUACACCAAGGCCUCCCCCUCCAGGAGCGGCCCCACCAGACCCCCUCCGCCACGAGCCCUCAGCCAGCAGGACGAGGAGAACAUGUCUGACUCAGGACACCACUCCCUGAACAGCCUCCCGCCCUACCGGCCCCACUUCAAGGCUCACCUGGGCCAGAUCAGCGCCUCCAUGAGCCACAUCAACCACAUCGGCUCGCUGGAGCGUGGCUCGGCGGGCUCCCGAGGGGGGCGGUCCACGGCCACGGAGCUGUCGUGUCGCAGCAUGGCCACGCUGCACCGGCUGCAUGGCUGCGACGGGGAGGCACCCCCACCCUACCAGGCCUCGCUCUCCAUGGAGGACAUGGUGAAGGACCUGGAGGAGAGGCUCCUGGAGAAGGAGCACGAGCUGAAACAUGUGAGGAGGAACCUGGACGAGAGCGAGGACGCCAUCGCUCAGGUGUUUGAAGAGAGGCAGCGGCUGUGGGAGAAGGAGAUCGAGGAGCUCAAGCAGCUCUACGCCACCAAGCUGCGGCAGAUCUCCCAGCAGGCCCAGCGCUCGCAGCGCACGCUGCAGCUGCAGCUGUACAAGGUGCAGCAGGAGAAGCGCAGGCUGCAGGAGGACCUGGGCGCGCUGCAGCGGGAGUGCGAGGGGUUAAAGACUGUCGAGCAGGGACAGGAUCACCCCAGACUGGAGGAGACUAAGUGGGAGGUGUGCCAGAAAUCAGGGGAGAUCUCCCUCCUGAAGCAGCAGCUGAGGGACUCACAGGCAGAGGUGGCUCAGAAGCUGGGUGACAUCUUCAGCCUGAAGACGCAGCUGAGAGAGACGAGGGGGGAGCUGCGAAGCAAGGACAACGAGAUCGAGCUGCUCCGAGACUCCCUGCAACGCACCCUGCAGGACGGAGAGGAGGAUGGAGAGGGAGAGGGAGAGGGCCAGGAGGGGAGGGGGCAGCAGCAGGGCUCCACAGAGGAGAGGCUCAGGGCGGAGCUGCUCCUGGAGAGACGACAGAACGAAGCCCAGACCUCCCUCUUCGAGUCGGAGCGACGCACCUGGCAGAACGAGAAGGAGAAGGUGAUCCGGUACCAGAAGGAGCUGCAGACGGGCUACCUGGAGAUGUACCACAAAAACCAAGCCUUGGAGAAGGAACUGCAGGAGCUGCGAGGAGCUGGAGGAGGAGGGGGGGAGAGUGGCAGCAGCAGCACAGGGGCCAGCGACCCACAGCAGCCCACAGGCCUGCCCUGGAUAGAGAGGAUCGAGUCCUCUGAAAUAUGACUGCCCCUGGUGGCAGGAGGGGCAAAGGACAGAGGAAAUAGGAGGGCCAGAAAUAAAAAAUGAACGCAACAAUCUGUGGGCAAAAGAGACUAAAGCCGAAAGAAGCCAGUGCUUGUGUGGCUGUUUGUUAUUGGAUGACGUGCCCUUCAAUCCAGGAAGCUGCUGCAGAAGGUGCUGCUCUUGGGAGUCCGGGACUGCAGGAAAAUGUACGAGACGUCAACGCUGCAUGCUGUCUUGCAAAGUGCCAGAUUAUUUAUUUUAUUUUUUUUUUCACUUUUGAAAAAUAAAGGGAUUUUUUUUUUUUUUUUUAAACGUAACAAUUCAUCGACAUCUCUGUGAGGGGGAAAAAAAAUUCUGGAAUGUUACCUGUAGUUUUUAAUGUAAUAGUUUUUUUUAAUUAUACUUAUUAUUAUUAUUAUUAUUAUUAUUGUUGUUGUUGUUGUUGUUGUUGUUGUUAUUUAUUUCAUUUAUGUUUCUUUUUUUAUAUUGGGAACAAUAACCCAGCUUUGUAGUUUUCACAUGCAACACAUUUUUUGUGUAGUUCUGAGUCAGUGUGAUACAUGAGCCCCCUUGGUCUGAUUGGAGGAUUGUGCUGAUAAAGGCGGGUCCUAAUGCAUGACUGACAUCUAACUUGCAUGCUCUCAGCAGUGUUUCCACCCCCCCACUCCCUUCGGCAGCUGAUCAGAAACAAGAACAUUGGAAGUCAGCACAUCAAGGGGCGGAGCUUCAGAAACUUGUUGUGCAACUCAAAACUUUCAAAGAAUUCAAAGUAAUCCAGCAGUAGUCCAUAUUUCAGUGCAGAGCUGUAUUGAAAACUCACUUCUCAGCCGCAGGACUACAGUAUACUGCUGCACCUUGGGCAUUUGCAAGCUGGCUCUGGUGUUUUCCAGUUCGCUUCCUUCUCUACCCACCUGUCGUUGCCUGUGGUGUUGAUGCAAUAAAAUCUGAAAGAUUCAUGAGCAGGCGUUUUCUCAUGGCUUGUUAGUUAUUAGGAUCUUGUUGUUUGUUCACACACACAUACACAGAGACUCUGUUAUUCAGUAACUCCCUAAGUUACAGUCUCACCAGAGGCACAAGCAUAAAGAACCCAGACUUCCCUGCAUAUCCACCACGCCUUCCUUUUCUUUAGAAACUUCCACGCCAGCAUGUUCCGGGGUCAGACUAAGGUAACUGAACCUGGGCCUGGAUGUAAAGGCAUGUCAGGACAUUUGGUCCUUUACAAAUCAGAGCUUCCUGAAUUUAAGGCACGCUGUAAUAAAUAAGUGAGCUGGGUCUGCUGCUGUGGGUCAGACGCAGAAUUUAAAAUGGACCUGUGUUUCACAUGAAGAACGGCUCCCUAGAUUUCCGAAAGGUUUUCUCAGAUAAUACCAGACCCUGAAGAGUCCAGACACUGAAGCCCAAGGAGAGAAGCAGCCCAUGUAGAAUGUCAUUCUAAAUGAAGAAACCUCUCUGUACAGAACAUAAACCAGCAGUGCUGGAACUCUGCUUUCCAGUACAAAAGAGCCAGGCUGUGCAAUGAUCUUCUCAACAGAACACAGCUGUGUGUAGUUUCCCCAGCGGAGGAAAUGGGCUAAAUAAAGACAUGAAUGGACUGGCACCACCCUGGGAUUAUGAGACUGUGAUGCUGGUAGGACUUUCCUGGUCCAGCAACGACCACUCCCUGUGCAUGGAUACGGGGCUGUGAGACAUGGAAUAAGGACAAUGGACAACUUGUGUUACAGAAAAUAAAUAAUAAUAAUAAUAAUAAUAAUAAUAAUAAUAAUAAUUUAAAAAGAAGGAAUAUGAAGAAAUCCUGUGUAAAUUCUGUGAUCCCCAAUUCAAAUCACGUAAUCUCUGUGUGUAUGUGUGUGAAU
Acipenser ruthenus (sterlet) is the source of this 3981-nucleotide messenger RNA. RefSeq names its product NEDD4-binding protein 3-A-like. NCBI's taxonomy places the organism in Eukaryota, Metazoa, Chordata, Actinopteri, Acipenseriformes, Acipenseridae. Gene Ontology annotation, cellular component: cytoplasmic vesicle. The coding region runs from base 353 to 2128 and encodes 591 amino acids. The transcript has 5 exons. The record is from RefSeq and is a predicted model, not a curated record.